AUGGGUAAGCUACCUACCCCGCAGUGCAGUGCUAGAGGAAUGCCCGGUUGGCCCAGGAGUCAAGUACACGAGCUACCUAGGCAAGCUGCGAGCUGUGAACUCUGGAACUGCGGCACAGGCGAGCUAGAGCUGCACAAGCUAGAAACGGGAGAGCGAGUUCAGAUACUGGGCAAGUGUAUCUGUAAGCCCCCUCCUCGCUUUCUACCUACAUUGGCCGGGCAUUCACCACCACCACAUUCCCGACAACAUCACCUCGUCCCCGUCCCCGUACCUACCGUCACAGGCAUCGCCGACCUUCCCGCCUGCCCACGCCCGGUCUCUCGACUUCUGUCUUGCUUCAUUGCGUCCCUUGGUCCACUAGUCGCAACUUAUUGAGCUUGUUGCCUGCCUGAAUCGACCCUCGGAGGACACUCCGAUACGGAUACUGUCCAAUCCAUUGGUAGCUUCGUCGUUCUUGCUUGCCUCCAACGCAGAAACCUUGGCGAUCUCUCUCUCUCUCUCUCUUUCUCUCUUUUUCUCAAACAAACACACACGCACACUCAGCCACCCUUCUUUGAUCGUCUUUUCCUUGCCAACUUCCCACAUCCAGCCCCUGCCCUCCCGUCAAACCCUCCCUUGCGCGUCGACCGCAACUACUCCUGUCCCAUCACCCUGUACGCACUCUUCCAAGAGCCCACACCACCAUCAUCACCACCGCAUCCUUGCCUGCCUUGCCUACCUUGCCUACCUUGCCUCAGGGCAGAAGGUUGCCGCGUCCUCCUUCUCGGCAACACGACAGUUUAUAGCCUGCCACGACGUUGGCAGCCAUCCUGAACUACAGCAAACACCACGCGCUGCUGAGCCAGCACUCUCAAUCUCGCACUCGAUUCCAUCCGGCCGUUCCACUCUCCACCUCUGACGCACCGAGCACGACCGCCCUGCCUGCCUCACUCCGAAAUCCAAACGAGUUGUCGCGGGGCCCGAAACAGACCCGCUACUAUCUCGUUCCCGUACCGUUUUUGGUCGAGGAACGUUCGCUCGUCUGUCUGCCUGCCUCAACCGUAUCGUGUCGUCACUUUCAUCUGCCCUGACAGCUUUUGCCAUCAUCGUUGGCGUCCAUUCCCAACCGGUGCACGAUCAGCUGUCUGUGACCAACGGUAAGCGGAUUCCAAACCUUCGUUCGAGGAACCCCGCAGCAGCGCUACAUUUGUUUCUCGCCCGCAUCCUCUGCGUCUCUCUUCACCACCCCUCUUCCGGCCUUGCCGUUUGUACCCAGCGGCGAUGUUUCCAUCCAACACAGCUUCCGCGGCGAUUGCUCCAUUCCCCUGAGCAUGCCAUCCGCCCGCACUUGGCCUCAAUGCCUGUGCGACUACCCACGCUGCCCCAUCUGACUGCGGCCCCUCCGUUUCGGCGCAACCAUCAGGAAAUACUCAGUUAUUCUUGAUAAUGAUGACCCCACUGCGCCGUCCACUUCCAUCCGCCAUCAUCGAGCCGUCACCCUUCCGAUCCCACCCAGUCUUCACUUACUGCCUUCUCUCAUCCAAAGCCCCCCUCCAGUUCUCCAAUGGUUCUACCGAGACACUGACCAAUCAGCAUUGAAGCUCGUUCCUUCGACCCUUUUCAUCGCAUCGAGAUACACCUCCCACGGACCUGAGGAGACCAUUCAACACCUCCAUUCCACAUCUACUCCUCUACGCUCACUCAACGUUUUGCCGCACCACGAGUCUCAGGUCUAAUCCAUCGCCAAGUAUACGAAGGCGUCGCGAUCGGUCCGAGGCUCUAGCAGACUCUUCGCUUUGUGGUUUUUCCCAGUCGCCUCCUCGAGCCAGAACCCCAUCCUCCGCCCUUCGCCCUUGCUUCGCUGCCGCCUCUCAGAGUGCCUGAACAAGAUUGCUGCCGGCCACGGAACCUGCUCCGGCGCAACCAGCUAGCAGUCUCGGCCGCUACGACACGCAGGAGACAAUUCACCCCGUGUGAAUUGUGUAGCUCAGCGCACGACACGCAUUCAUUCGUCUUGCACCAGCCCAACUUUGCCAGCCAGCCGGUACGAAUCAAUCCAACAGAACUUUGAGAUCAACACUGGUUCCAAACCCGGCGAGCUCCCUGUCCUGGACAAUGAACACCCCUCCGAGCUUCUUCAGUGACGCGGUUGAUGUUGCAACACCAACUAACGAUGAAUUCCCCAGCGAUCAUCCUCGGAAACUGGAUCCAGAUUCUUUCCAUUUCACUCCCCCGGAAGACAUUGACUCACCGCCUGGCAUCAUGUCGCAAGAUUCGUCGGCUUACAUGACCGUGUCAAGCGCCUGGGGUCCACUGGUCCCCAAUCCGCUAUCGCUCUACGGCCACAAUUACCACUCGCAAUACGCCACGAAACAAGAAGAUCUUGACGACCGCCCGGUACUGUCGAUUGUCCCGUCUGUGUCAACCUCUCAGUCUAGUGUGAGGGCUGAUUCCAGCAUUUCAAUGCAAACGCAGACAUCCAAGUCGAGUAGGACAACUGAUCCCGCUGAUGCCAGCCCACCGAGGAAGAAGGGAAGGAAAAGCAAGGCUCCCGUACAAGGCGAGAAUGACGGAAAACGAGACAAAUUCCUCGAGAGGAACCGGGUUGCGGCAAGCAAGUGCCGGCAGAAGAAGAAGGAAUGGGUUUCUGACUUGCAGGAAACCAAGCAGGGGUUGGAAAACCAACAUGCCCAGCUGCAGAUGGAAUACAAUGGACUGGUGAAUGAGGUUACGCGCAUGAAGAACGAGCUCAUGUCCCACGCCAACUGCAACGACCCAAACAUCAAUCUGUGGCUAGAGAACGAAGCGCGACGCUUUGUUCAAAUCAGCGCAGACCGCGUCAAGAAACAGAGUCUUGACGCCAGCCGGGCGGUUGGUGAUAGGCCACUUGGCAUGGGGGGAAGCUACAUGCCGUCGAUUGACAGCCAAAUGUCUCUAAUUUCUCCCUCACAUUCUGAGCGCGCCAUGACGACCAUGUCUUCGAGAUCCGGUAGCAGCGCAGACAUCAACUACGACCACAUGCCGGACAGUGCAUUCGAACAGGCGUAGGGCGCCUCGUAGUGAGGGGUGGAUGAGCCAGCGUGAGUAGCUAGGCCUGCACCCAAGACGUCGAGCGAGCCACAUGGCUGCAAAAUUUUGACGCAUCCACUGUUGUGAAUUUUCCAAUUUCGGAGUUGGGGAUUGGGUUAUGGGACGCAGCAGUCCUUUGAGCGAUGACUUGAAAGGGGGCAUCAUGAUUGUCAGCCGGAUUUCUUUCUUCUAGAGGCCAGCCGAAAUGCCAGGACCGGAACUGCAGCCUGAUAGAUACCCUUGAACUGUUGUGGCUGCACACAUUCGAGGCAGAAAAUUCCACAAGCCGGACUAGCAGGGUGGGAUUCUAACGGACACGAAAUAAUCAAAACCAAAGGACAAAUGAACUGACUGAUGGUCACUUGCCUGAU
This is a messenger RNA of Colletotrichum destructivum, 3419 nucleotides long. RefSeq names its product Putative basic-leucine zipper domain-containing protein. Lineage: Eukaryota; Fungi; Ascomycota; Sordariomycetes; Glomerellales; Glomerellaceae. The record is from RefSeq and is a predicted model, not a curated record. Bases 2095 to 3027 code for a protein of 310 amino acids. The transcript has 2 exons. Gene Ontology annotation, biological process: regulation of transcription by RNA polymerase II. Gene Ontology annotation, molecular function: RNA polymerase II cis-regulatory region sequence-specific DNA binding; DNA-binding transcription factor activity, RNA polymerase II-specific.